This is a messenger RNA of Penicillium alfredii, 783 nucleotides long. RefSeq lists its product as uncharacterized. The transcript has a single exon. The coding region runs from base 1 to 783 and encodes 260 amino acids. Lineage: Eukaryota; Fungi; Ascomycota; Eurotiomycetes; Eurotiales; Aspergillaceae. The record is from RefSeq and is a predicted model, not a curated record.
AUGGCACGCAUUUUCAUCACCGGCUCCAGCGACGGCAUAGGCCAAGCAGCAGCCAAAAUCCUAAGCGAGCAGGGCCACUCAGUAGUACUGCACGCGCGCAACGCGGACCGCGCCGCCUCAACACAACAAGCAGUCCCGAAAGCUGAAGCAGUACUAGUAGGCGACCUGCGCUCGAUCACCGAGACCAAGCAACUCGCCAAAGAAGCCAACAAUCAUAGCCUGGGGACACAGGCGCCCUUCGACGCAAUCAUCCACAACGCAGGCAUCGGGUUCGGGUCGACCUCUAGCCGCGAAAUCACUGCCGACAACAUUUCUGCCGUGUUCUCGGUCAACACGCUCGCGCCGUAUAUCUUGACCUGUCUCAUGGACAAGCCCACGUCGCGGCUGCUGUAUAUGAGUUCGGAUAGCCACUACGGCGGCGAUGGGACUCUGCGGAAUGUCACGCAGUCGCAUUCGUAUGGAGAUAGCAAGAUGCAGGACGUUAUGCUUGCUAAUGCGUUUUCUCGGCGGUGGGGCGAUGAUAUCCAGGUUGUGAGUAUGCACCCGGGCUGGGUACGGACGAAGAUGGGUGGGUCGAUGGCUCCGGGGGGUAUGGAGAAGCCAGCUAAGGCGCUGGCGGAAUGGGCUGUUGGACAGGGCAAGUUGGCGAGUCUGAAAAGCGGAGCUUUCUUCACGACGAGAGGGGAGGAGUCGGCGGAUCCGGGGGCUGGAAAUGUUAACAAGCAGGAGGAAUUAUUGAGGAUUUGUCAGGAGGUCUCUGGGACGGCUAUACCAGCUCAUUAA